AUGUCGUCGGACAAUCCUAUGUCCACCGAGCAUCCAGCUCACGAUUUCAUUGAAUUAUUCCCAGAGACAGAGUCAGUGUCUGAUAUGGGCACUACUCCAGUCCCUCCCCCUAGUCCACCCCAAUCCUUGACAGAUGAUAUCGUUAUGGAAGAGAUAAAAGCAGUCUUCUCUCAUGAUGAAGAAAUAAAAGAUUCAGAAGGCCCUCAGCCAGAUGAAUCAAGCAUCAAAAAUUGCAAUAAUAACCCCGGGUCCCUUCAGGAAAACCAAGUAGUUAUGAUUCAACAGAUAGUUACCAUUCCCCCUCAGGGAACAACAAACUCACUUGAGUUCACAAAUGACCCACAACUAGAAGCUGACUACGACAGCCAACGAUUCGAAGGCAAGAAGCCCACCAAAAGACCGUGUAAUAGCCCAGACACAGAGAGAAAUCAAAGUGACCUGGCAAACACGAUACAACAACUGAUGAAACAACUCGAACAGAGAGAUAAAGAAAAUAAGCGAGUACAACAAGAAUUCAAGGAAAUACUCGAAGAAAGAGACAGAGAAAAUAAACGAGAACAACAAGAAUUCAAAGAUCUAAUCGCCGAAUUAAGAUCAAUAAUUAGAACAAAAGACGACGAAGCAAGAAGGAUGAUGGAUCAAAUCAUGAAAUUGACCAAAACCGUCCAAGAAAUGACAAACAAACGGACUGUCACAAUAACAAAAAUAGACGAAAGUCCAAUGACCUGGGAACAGACAGAAAAUGAAAAACAUGAAGAAUCAGAAACAGAGACAACGGUAUACAAAAACAAGUCAUACCAAAAGUCAAUCCUAUCCAAAAGGAAAAAACGAGAGGAUAUAGGGAAGUCCCAGAAUAAUGACCUCAAGAAAUUAAAGACAGUCGCACAGUCGUAG
Messenger RNA from Diabrotica virgifera virgifera (western corn rootworm), 894 nucleotides. RefSeq lists its product as uncharacterized. Lineage: Eukaryota; Metazoa; Arthropoda; Insecta; Coleoptera; Chrysomelidae. The coding region runs from base 1 to 894 and encodes 297 amino acids. The transcript is spliced from 2 exons. The record is from RefSeq and is a predicted model, not a curated record.